This is a messenger RNA of Suillus clintonianus, 1769 nucleotides long. RefSeq lists its product as uncharacterized. Lineage: Eukaryota; Fungi; Basidiomycota; Agaricomycetes; Boletales; Suillaceae. The record is from RefSeq and is a predicted model, not a curated record. The transcript has 5 exons. The annotation marks the transcript as partial.
CUGGCCCUCUAUAUCUUUCCUCUCGUCUCCAGUUACACUUGGUCCUUUACUACCACACCUCAGCAAUGCGCCACCUUAUCUCUACAGAUAUCUGGCUCUGGCUCUCCUCCAUACAGCGUUUUAAUUAUUCCCUAUGGACCAACACCUCUCCCGAAUAACGUAGAGGCACGCACCAUUGUGUACCAACAGUUUAGUGGUGAUUCCACCACCACCAGCUUCCAGCUCAAAUACCCGACCACAUCCCAGUUCGUCGCCGUGGUCAGCGAUAGCACUGGUUUUGGAUCUGGCGGAACCAGCGUUGCUGCUUCAGUGAUGAGCAGUACCGACAGCAGCUGCUUCAACUCAACUGCAACGGUCAUGCCAGAUUUCCCAUUCAACAUAUACCCUACCAACCAGGUCGUACAAUGCAACGCAAGUAGAUUGUGGUGGGACCCUACUGAAGUCGAAGGCACCCCAUCCUUCCAGGGUGUCAUUCCUGGUGGACAAUCCUUCUCAAUUCCCGAAGGCCAGAUAACGCAGGUAUCCAACGAGGGCACUGGGUUCAGUUGGAUACCCUCUGUCCGCGAGGGCUCGACACUCAUUAUAGUCGCUGGAGACGACCGUGGGCUUGGUACAGGAGGAAGCGGGCUGUAUACCGUCUCGCAAGGCAUAUAUCCCAACAGCUCAUGUUUGACCACCGCCUCGCCUUCAUCCACUACCGGUCUUCCUGCAGGUGGUACAUACCCAACUAACGCCAGCGGUGCAGAAACCACCGGCGGCGCCACCAGCAGCAGUAAUGUCGGCGCAAUAGUUGGCGGCGUUAUCGGCGGCCUUGCUGCAAUCGUCAUCUUUGCGCUCGCAGGGUUUUACUUUAUCCGUCGCAGAACCGCCCACAAGGUCAUCAAGGAACGACCCGUCGACCUCCUCCAAGGUGAUCCAGAAGACGAUCAAGAUCCAACGCCCGGUGAACUCGGGAAUUACUACCGUCCUGAACCCUUUCUCGCCACUGAACCUACAGAGACGUCUUCUAUGUACGCACGUGAGGACGUCAGAGCUGGCACCGUCAUGUCGGGCUCGCGUUACGGCACCUCGGAUCGUAGACAGUCUGGGAUCACGAGCUUCAGCGAUAUCCGGUCUGCGACGCCUGACUAUGAGAUGGGCAUCACUGGUGGUAGUACCAUCCCAAGCAGCUCCCGCAAAUCUCCUAUGCCAAGGCUCCGGCCUGUUAAUAUUAUUCAGCACGACGACGCAGGUGCCGCGGACGAGCAGGCCGAGGGCGAGCCAGACACUGUUGAACUUCCCCCUGCAUAUACUCAUAUCCGAAAAACAAGUUGAAUCAUUCCCCUUCCCACUUCAUUUACUUUCUUUCCUACCAGGCUUUCUUUCUUUCGUUCGCACCCUACAUCGUUCAUAAUUUUGUGCAUGUUCUUGUUUAUGAUCCAUUGCAUUCUCCUGCCAGUGCGUACUUAUUUCCCCGUCAGAAGCUAUAUCACUUACAUACAUCAUGCCUGUUGUAUAUCAGCUACUGUCAUGAUAUCACCCAACUCCGAUCGGACGCUCAAAGACUUCAGUAUCGACGUAGCUUUAUCAUAUAUACGUACACGGACGUACGUUUCAGUAUUAUACAUUGUAGCUUCGUUUCACAUGCUCGCUCCACAGUUAUGUUACAGUAUAUGUGGGAUCGAAUCGAUCCUAUAGAAGACUUGCCAUCGUAGGGAGGCGGGGAAACUUGACACGCUUUGAAUCAGACACCAGCUUCCUUGGAACAGACACUUGCAGUCUUUUGACGC